Acanthosepion pharaonis is the source of this 1020-nucleotide messenger RNA. The record is from the annotation of a GenBank genome assembly. Lineage: Eukaryota; Metazoa; Mollusca; Cephalopoda; Sepiida; Sepiidae.
AUGGAAAGUCUAGCGAUGGAAAUCGCUGACAGAUGUACCCUCUCCCAGAAUUUGUUGUCUUCGUCAACAGCGAAGACUGAAGGGAACGAGGCCUCUGAUGUGGAUCCGACCCAUUCACAAGCCCUUGAAAAGUUUGGUCGGCGGAAGCGUCAAGUGGAGUUUCACAAGACUAUCAAUUGGGGCAGUUUUGAUGAUGGCUUUCCUAACAUUUUUAUUUCAGAUGUUAACUAUAUGAAAGGUAAAGAUGUUAUCUUUCUUGGCAGUUUCCACUCUCCUGAGAUAAUCUUUGAGCAGUUGUCUGUUCUUUAUAUGUUUCCUAGGUAUCGAGCUCGAUCAUUUCACCUUUUAUUGCCUUAUUUCCCUACUGGAACGAUGGAACGAGUGGAAAAUGAAGGGGAAAUACCUACAGCAAAGACACUUGCUUCUCUUUUGUCACACAUUCCACUAACAACAAAAGGACCUGCUCAAAUCACAAUCCUUGAUAUUCAUGCUCUUCAAGAACGUUUCUACUUUUCUGACAAUGUUAUACCCAGGUUAGAAUCUGCAAUUCCGCUGUUAAAACUUGAGCUGGAGCACGUUUUUGGUCAGGGUAACUACACUGUAGCAUUUCCUGAUGAUGGUGCCUGCAAACGUUUCAAGAGUUACUUUCCACAGGAUGAUUGUAUCAUUUUUAACAAGACAAGAGUUGGCAACAAGAGAAAUGUCCAGAUCAAAGAUGGAGAUCCAAAUGGCAAGACUGUAGUUAUUGUUGAUGACUUGGUUCUUACUGGUGGAACUCUCAAAGAAACCGGACGAAUUCUGAAAGAAAACGGUGCUUCUUCAAUCAGUGCCUAUGUCACCCAUGCUGUUUUCCCAAAAGAAUCUUGGAAGAAAUUUGUAGACAGUGAUGUCUUUGACAAUUUUUGGAUAACUGAUUCCAUUCCACAUUCUCGGAUAUUGUGUCAGUACAAGCCAUUCAAACUUCUGUCAUUGUGUGAUGUUAUUGCCAACUGUCUUCUUGGAUAUGACUUGCUGCCUUAA